Molecule: messenger RNA, 1287 nt
Organism: Trypanosoma brucei brucei TREU927
Lineage: Eukaryota; Euglenozoa; Kinetoplastea; Trypanosomatida; Trypanosomatidae
Product: pseudouridine synthase A-like protein, putative
Exons: 1
Coding region: 1-1287 (428 amino acids)
Biological process (GO): mRNA pseudouridine synthesis; tRNA pseudouridine synthesis
Cellular component (GO): nucleus; cytoplasm
Molecular function (GO): pseudouridine synthase activity; RNA binding
Source: RefSeq, a predicted model, not a curated record
AUGUUGAGUGGCAACACCGAAGGAAAACCUCGAUCAAAGGAGAGACAGUUUGAUUUCUCCAGUUACCCUUCACGGAAGAUUGCUCUGCGGUUAGCUUACCAUGGUCACAUAUAUUGCGGGUUAGUGAGACAGGCGGAGACGCCUAACACCGUAGAGGCAUAUUUAGUUGCUGCGCUGGAACGACUUCGAUUUGUGGAGCCUUCAGGACCUAAAGAUUUCUCACGUUGUGGUCGAACGGAUAAGGGAGUGAGUGCGCUUGGAAAUGUAGUGUCAUUUACGUCGCGAGCAUCCUCUUGGGCGACGGACGAACAGCAACAGCCACCGUUAGAUUACUGCGAAAAACUGAAUAACGUCCUCCCACCAACCAUCCGUAUUGUUGGAUGGUCAUAUGUGAACGCUGAUUUUGAUGCCCGUUUUUCAUGCACUGGGCGAACAUAUCGUUAUUACUUUUGUAAUCGGGGACUCAAUCUGGAAGCGAUGCGCAAGGCUGUAGGGUACUUGAAGGGUGUGCAUAACUUUCGAAACUUUUGUAAAACGGAUGUUGUGAACGUGAAUAACUACGAGCGCCAUGUUCGUCACGCAGAUAUUGUAGGUAGUGAUAUGUUGCCCGAUUUGGUAUCUUACUUUGAAAUCGAAGCAAACUCAUUUCUAUAUAAUCAGAUACGAUGCACUAUGGAGGUACUCUUUCUCGUUGGUCGUUGUUUAGAGGAACCUGAAGUGGUGAAGCAACUCUUAGACUGCGGGGACCGAAAACCCGUGUAUCCUCUUGCCGACGCAACACCGCUUGUGUUGUGGGAGUGUCACUUUGAAGGUGUACGAUGGAACAUAUCUCAACGCGCGUGUCUCAAUGCGGAAAGUGAGUUACUAGACAUCGCAACUGCGCUUUUGAUACGGUCUACGGUAGCGUUUUCCAUGAGAUCCCAGUUGUUUGCCUGGUAUAGCGAACACACUGACGAUAACGGUGAGGCAAUUUUCUUUGAAGGGCAGAAUCAAGGGAUUUGUCCCGGGGAUCAGUGGUCUGUUGUUGGUAGCGACUGGACGGAUGAACGCACACACAAUAGCCUUCGUGUGCGUAAGUCGGAUAUAUUCGCUCUUUCUAAGAAAGUAAAAAUGGGUUCGAAGGGGCCCUUAACGAGUAAGCCUUACACUAAGUUGCUUGACAGAGAAACUGAACGUACUUUUGAGGAAGAGGUGGAGCUUCUCAGUGCGAAGAAGCGUGCUAGAUUUGAAGUCAACAUGGAGAAGAAAAAGUUCCACGAGGAACAUCGGUGUGGUAACCCAACUUAA